AAAUUGGUGCAAGCGUUUUGCGUGUGCUUUGCUGUUCACGACCCUAGCUAGCUAGUGAAGUUCUUUUUGAGAAUCGAGAGAGUGAAAGAAGAAAAACACAGAGUGAGAAUGGAGGGCAAAGAGGAGGAUGUUAAGCUUGGAGCUAACAAGUUCUCAGAAAGGCAGCCCCUAGGGACUGCAGCGCAGACAGACAAGGACUACAAGGAGCCACCACCAGCUCCUUUGUUUGAGCCCGGGGAGUUGAAAUCAUGGUCGUUCUGGAGAGCUGGGAUUGCAGAGUUCAUGGCCACUUUCCUCUUCUUGUACAUCACCAUUUUAACUGUGAUGGGUGUGGGGAGAUCUGGCAACAAAUGUGCUUCAGUGGGUAUUCAAGGAAUUGCCUGGGCUUUUGGAGGCAUGAUCUUUGCCCUCGUUUACUGCACGGCUGGUAUCUCAGGUGGACACAUCAACCCUGCUGUAACCUUUGGUAUGCUGUUGGCAAGGAAGCUCUCCCUAGUCAGGGCAGUGUUCUACAUAAUAAUGCAGUGCCUUGGUGCGAUCUGUGGCGCCGGUGUUGUCAAGGGCUUCCAGAGGCAUGAGUACGAACGGCUGAACGGCGGAGCCAACUUUGUUCAGCACGGCUACACCAAGGGCGAUGCCCUUGGUGCUGAGAUUGUUGGCACCUUUGUUCUUGUCUACACCGUCUUCUCUGCAACUGACGCCAAGAGGAAUGCCAGGGACUCCCACGUCCCUAUUUUGGCUCCUCUGCCAAUUGGGUUUGCAGUGUUCUUGGUGCACCUGGCAACCAUCCCCAUCACAGGAACCGGCAUCAACCCUGCUAGGAGUCUCGGUGCUGCUCUCGUCUUCGACAGGGACUUUGCCUGGGAUGAUCAUUGGAUCUUUUGGGUGGGACCCUUCAUUGGAGCUGCUCUGGCUGCAGUGUACCACCAGAUCAUCAUCAGAGCCAUUCCAUUCAAGGCCAGAGUGUAAAUCUGUCACGCUACCUGAGGGAUCACCCCAUUCGUUGUUUCUUUAUCUGUUACUUUAUCCUCUUGUUUUAUUUAUAACUUUAUUUAUUUAAAUACUUAUCGUUGUUGUGUCUUUUGUUUUUGGGUUUCCCAUGUUGAUCGAUAGAUGUUUAUUUUUGGGUGUAAAUUAUUAGUCAAGUUGGCUUGUGUGAUGUGGUUUGCUUUUGGAACGAAGAGAUUCUUUUUUUUUUUUGAGUUUCUUUUAUAAUUGUGUUCCCCUACCCUAUCCAACCUGCCCCCUACCCUCUUGUUGGUUAUUGGUGGUGUGGGUAGGGUUAGAAAUUUACCUUUGAAAAAGAAGUGAUCAUGAUA
Nelumbo nucifera (sacred lotus) is the source of this 1319-nucleotide messenger RNA. Its product is annotated as aquaporin PIP1-2-like. Gene Ontology annotation, molecular function: channel activity. Gene Ontology annotation, cellular component: membrane. Lineage: Eukaryota; Viridiplantae; Streptophyta; Magnoliopsida; Proteales; Nelumbonaceae. The record is from RefSeq and is a predicted model, not a curated record. Gene Ontology annotation, biological process: transmembrane transport.